Molecule: messenger RNA, 3028 nt
Organism: Daphnia pulicaria
Lineage: Eukaryota; Metazoa; Arthropoda; Branchiopoda; Diplostraca; Daphniidae
Product: extracellular matrix organizing protein FRAS1-like
Exons: 4
Coding region: 1431-2294 (287 amino acids)
Source: RefSeq, a predicted model, not a curated record
UUCCAACCUGAAUGGAUGGAUGGAUGGAUUGCAAUUUCGGCUUCACACAACAGAUCACAAAAGCAGCGAGCCUCGCCAAGAUUCUUUUCGAUUCUACGUACGAGACACGUCAGACAAUCGGUCGCCACCCUCCCAGCUGGACAUCGUCAUCGAGGUAUAACUUAAUCCAAUCAAUUCGGCCAUUUUUAAUCUUCUAAUGAACUCAAAUUUUAUGGAACGUCAACGACGAGUCGCCACAAAUCACGACGCGUCCGUUGCUCCUGUCGAUGGGCCAGGAUCGAGUGAUCCUGAGUAGCGACCAUUUCGACGUCCAGGAUCAGGAUAGCGAACCCUCUGAUUUGUAGAUCACCUUGGUGGCCCAGCCGACCAACGGCCGGCUCCAGCGAUUCCACCCGCUGACCAACAGCGACCGGACGUUGCAAAAUGGCGAAACUUCGGACUACCAGGAGCUCCUGGACGGCAACAUCGCCCUCAUCUCAUCCGCCGAGGAGGCCCAGAUCGUCUUCCGGGUGACGGACGGUGACUCGUCAGCCGGUCAGGAAGUGACGCUCCGCUACGUAAACAAGCAGCAGGACGAGGAGCUUUUCGGCCGCAGUGGGACCACAACGCCCUGCCUGAUGGAAUUCAACACGACCGAGUGGAAAUCCGGCGAGAAUUCUGGGGUGGCCGCCGUGACGGUGGUCCGCACCGGCGAUUUUUCCAUCACCUGCUCGGUCAUUUGUUUCACCGAGGCCCAGUCGGCCGACGACUCCAAAGAUUUCUAUUCCCGCCCAGUGGCCGAAUCGUCCAGAGUCUUUUUCCUGCGCGGAGUCAAAUUUAAUUUACUGCCCAGUUCAAAUUAAAGACGACAGUUUCUACGAAGGCGACGAAACUUUCCUGGCCCGGCUGAGUCACCCUCAAGUGGAACAGCUGGAAACUGGCGGCGGCCAGCAGACGACCGAUCAGCCCAAAGUGGCGCCCGGCUCGUCGUCAUCGGCUGUGAUCGGAUCGCGGAGUACAUUGGCCGUCCGCAUCCAGGACGAGGAGGACAUUACCCGGGUCCAGUUCAAUCAGUCCGUCUACCGUCCAGGGACUCAACAGGAUGCCGAUUCCGUCACUCUGCACGUUGAUAGGACGGGCGAUUUGCGAUUCGCUUCAAGAUAUUCGUGUCCAGUUUGGACGGGAGCGCCAAGGAAGGCAAGGACUAUGUCCUGAAAGGCCGUCAGAGCCUGCAAUUCGGCCCUGGAGAGAAGUGGACGUCGUUCAGCGUGGCGUUUGUCAACGCCAAUCACAAAAAUACCUGGCCAAAGAGUUUCCAGAUCUCUCUCAGCCCCAAGGACAGCAUCAAUGCCCAGUUGGGGGCCGGUAAAUCGUCUGCCACCAUCCUGAUCCCACCGACAGUCACUUCCGGGCCGGCUCUAUUGCCGUCCGAGCCCAUCGUCGUCUCCCUAAUGGACUACGAUCGACUGGGCGCGGAUCUUGACAAGCGACCGACGUCAGUUCCGGCUGGAUAUCCGGUCGUUUGCGUCACGCCUUGUGACCCGAAAUAUCCGCUGUACAACAUCAGCACCCAGAGGCUCUGCCGCAACAUGGCCAUCGACGUCUCCAAGAUUCGCUUCUCCUGGGACAUUUCACCUCCAUCCAGCGGAAGCAGCAGCAGAAGCAGCAGCCAGGAGCCGUUGAGCGACAGUACGGCCGGCCCGUUUUAUCGAUUGAGCGAACCGACGGCCUUCAGUGGAAUCGAAGAUCGGGUGCUGGACGCCGUCUUCUUCGGCCGUGACUUCAAAAUCCGCUGCGUGGCCCAGCCGGUACGAUUGGAUUCGGCCAUGAUGGUCGGGCCGGCCUCCAAGAGUCGACCCGUGAUGGUUUUGGGUCAGUCGGGACUCUGCCCGCCUUUCGCUCCCAACAGCCUGGCCUCGGACGAUCCGUCCGACGACCAGGUGAUGGUGGCCGGCCAGCAGCCCUUCUCGGUCUCCCUGUCCUACGUCAACGCCAGCGAUCCGCAGCAUCCGGACACGAUGCGCAUCCAAGUCGUCGUGCCCCACUUGGACGGACUGAUGCCCAUCCUGUCGACCCAGCCGCUGCACGGCAUCUGGCACGUCAUGAGCGAGCCGGCCUACCGCUCCCACCACCGCUGCUCCAAUCUCCACCGGCCAUGGGAUUCCUGGAUGGAAGCGAUCGAGACGAUCCGAAUUUGGCGCCCAAAUUGCCGUUUGAAUUUUCCAAAAGCAUCCGGUAAGAAUCGGCCGUCCGGCUCUACCGCCACCUGGAUUCCACCGGAUGCCUCUGGCAUUUCGAAGCCUGGUACACCAUGACGGAACUGGUCCAGCUCUGCGGCGGCCAAGUCACCUCAAAUUUCCAGGCGAUGAACCGCGGGCAAGUUCAAGUGACGGUCCGGGUGCCGCUGUACGUGACGUUGAUCAGCGCUUCGACGGGCGGCCACCAGAGCUGGACCAGCGUCGAGCAUCAGACGGAAAUGAAAUUCUCCUUCUCCUACGCUUCGGUCCUGCUGUGCCAGCGCGGAGUGGCCGAAACCAAGCUGGCCUUGGCCGUCCAGCCCCACGUGACGCGAAUCCGCACCAAUCCCAACAACGGCCGCCUGGUGAUUGAAUUCCAAACGGAGACCCGCUUCGCCGGACGCUACCUGGAAGGCGGAAGUAGACUACUAAGUCCUCCGCACCACCACUUCGUGGCCGGCUAGUGGCUGGGCUUGAACCUGGAGCUGAUGUGGAGUCAGAUCUACCCGACGGGAGCCACUUUCCAGAAGUGGAGGCCCGUCUCCAAUUACACGCUGCAGGACUACACGGUCAACUACACGCUAAAUAACUACGCGCCAGGAAUCCGGAAGCCAAGUGAAGGCUCGUCGAGGCACCAACAUGCGCUUCCUGCCACUGGACUGGCCGCCGUCAGGCCACACUAAAAGCAGCCUGGCGAGCAACAGCCCCAACGGCAGCUCUGACGACGAGCCUCAGCCGUCGGCCGUCCUGGCCUCGACGCUCCUGCUCUCGGCCGGCCUCUUGGUCAUUCUAGUCAUGGCCGUUUUGAUUGU